This is a messenger RNA of Galeopterus variegatus (Sunda flying lemur), 2816 nucleotides long. It is a transcript of the gene MICAL2, whose product is annotated as microtubule associated monooxygenase, calponin and LIM domain containing 2. The record is from RefSeq and is a predicted model, not a curated record. Lineage: Eukaryota; Metazoa; Chordata; Mammalia; Dermoptera; Cynocephalidae. Bases 13 to 2169 code for a protein of 718 amino acids. Gene Ontology annotation, molecular function: protein binding. The transcript has 19 exons.
CCAUUUUGGCCUAUGGGCACAGGCUGUGCCCGCGGCUUCCUGGCAGCCUUUGACACGGCCUGGAUGGUGAAGAACUGGGACCAAGGCACUCCUCCCCUGGAGCUGCUGGCCGAAAGAGAGAGUCUUUACCGGUUGCUACCUCAAACAACCCCAGAGAACAUCAACAAGAACUUUGAGCAGUACACGUUGGACCCAGGGACACGGUACCCAAACCUCAACUCGAACUGUGUCAGGCCCCAUCAGGUGAAGCACUUGUACAUCACCAAGGAGCUGGACCACUCACCUCUCGAGAGACUGGGCUCAGUGAGGAAAUCUGUCAGCCUCUCCAGGCACGAGUCUGACAUCCGGCCCAGCAAGCUCUUAACCUGGUGCCAGCAGCAGACCGAGGGCUACCGGCACGUCAACGUCACUGACCUGACCACCUCCUGGCGCAGUGGCCUGGCCCUGUGCGCUAUCAUCCACCACUUCCGGCCUGAGCUGAUCAACUUUGACUCUUUGAAUGAAGACAACGCUGUGGAGAACAACCAGCUAGCAUUUGAUGUGGCUGAGCGGGAGUUUGGGAUCCCUCCAGUGACCACAGGCAAAGAGAUGGCAUCAGCCCAGGAGCCUGACAAGCUCAGCAUGGUCAUGUACCUCUCCAAGUUCUACGAACUCUUCCGGGGCACCCCACUGAGGCCCAUGGAUUCUUGGCGCAAAAACUAUGGAGAAAAUGCUGACCUCAGCUUGGCCAAAUCAUCCAUUUCUAAUAACUAUCUCAACCUCACAUUUCCAAGGAAGAGGACUCCACGAGUGGAUGGCCAAACCGAAGAGAACGACAUGAACAAACGGAGGCGGAAAGGCUUCAAUAACCUGGAAGAGCCUGCAGCCUUCUCCAGCCGUAGCUUGGGUUCCAAUCAAGAGCGCAGCAGCAGUAAAGAAGGUGGAAAUCAGAACAAAGUCAAGUCCAUGGCGAAUCAGCUGCUGGCCAAGUUUGAGGAGAACACUCGGAACCCCUCACUCCUGAAGCAGGAACACCAUGUCUCAGGGAUAGGUAAGCCCGUCCUGUGCUCUUCCUCUGACUGUCCUGUUAACUCUUGCUGCCCCAAGCCGGAGGAGCCCACACCCAGCCUGGCACCUCCUCUGAAAAGGCAGUUGCCCCCCGUGGUUGUGACCGGCCAUGUGCUCAGAGAGCUCAAUCAAGUGUCUGCUGGUGGUGAGUGCCCAAGCAGACCCUGGAGAGCCAGAGCCAAGUCUGACCUGCAGCUGGGUGGGCCAGAAAAUUCCACAGCCCUGCCUCCUACCUGCCAGGGAGCGCUGGCCCUUUCUGGGGUGCUGCGGCGGCUGCAGCAAGUGGAAGAAAAGAUUCUUCAGAAGAGGGCUCAGAACUUGGCCAACAGGGAAUUUCACAAAAAGAACAUUAAGGAGAAGGCAGCUCACCUCGCCUCCAUGUUUGGACAUGGGGAGUCCCCACAGAAUAAACUACUCUCUCAAGGCCUGUCUCAUACACAUCCUCCGUCUUCUCCCUCUUGCCUUCCAUCUCCUGCUCCAGCUGCUCCUUCCUCUCUGCCGACUGUCGACUCUGCUUCUCCUGCCAGAAAGGAAAAGAAGCCACCUUCAGGUGUCCAUAUCCAUCCCAGCCACUUAAGAACAGUACAGCCUCAGCUGACGGUAGGGAAAGUGUCCAGCGGAAUAGGGGCUGCAGCUGAAGUCCUGGUCAAUCUGUACUUGAAUGAUCACAGACCUAAGGCCCAAACCACCUCUCCAGACCUGGAAUCUAUGCGAAAGGCGUUUCCCCUGAACCUGGGUGGCAGCGACACCUGUUACUUCUGUAAGAAGCGUGUGUACGUAAUGGAGCGGCUGAGUGCUGAGGGUCACUUCUUCCACCGCGAAUGUUUCCGCUGCAGCGUCUGUGCCACCACCUUGCGCCUGGCCGCCUAUGCCUUCGACUGUGACGAAGGCAAAUUUUACUGCAAGCCUCAUUUCAUUCUCUGUAAAACCAGUAGCAAGCAACGGAAGAGACGGGCAGAGUUGAAGCAGCAAAGAGAGGAGGAGGGGACGUGGCGAGAGCAGGAAGCUCCUCGGCGAGACACUCCCACCGAGAGUUCUUGCGCAGUGGCCGCCAUUGGCACACCAGAAGGCAGCCCCCCAGUUCAUUUCAGCCUUCCAGUGCUACACCCACUUCUUGGCUGACACACUUCUGCUCUGAGAUCCAAGGGCUUUGCUGUGGUUCUUCUUACCUCUCUUGGUUCAUAAAGCCCCAGAUGAAGCAGGAGCUUCUGCUGAGCAGUCAUCACCCCAGAGGAGGGAUGUAUUUGAGAAAUGACUCAGUUCAGCCUGGAGCAGCCAGUUUAAAUGCCCCUGUGGCUCUUCUUAAAACAUAUAUUCCCGCUGACUCAUUUACCUGGAGCAGCAAGACAGUCAAAGUGCUAAUAAGAAGAAUGACACACCAAGCACCAGAGAGCUGUCACAAGCCAGGCCUGGCAGUGUCUGUCCUGCAUGUGGCUCUGAGCCAUCCUGACCUCCUGGCGUCUGCACAGCCUGCCUGCUGCACCCUUGCUGCAUGUGUGCAGACCCUGGCCAGUACCAAGUCGUUGCUCUUAUCUUCUUUUGCAGAAUCUCCCUCCCUUUAUAGAAUGUCAACCAAAGAGUGCCCUCCUCCUUAGCUAGCCACCUCCUUAACUAGCCUCCCAAUCUCAUCGCAAGGCAUGUCUGUGACCUUUGGUAAUCAUUUAAAGUGCCACACAGAACCCUGUAUUUUGCACACAGCAAACAAUGUUUAGCUUUAUUUAUGGUAUUUGAUGCUGUAAAUGGAAAUAAAUAUGGUUCUUUAUAAAGCU